AUGGUUGUGAACGAUACGAUAAACAAAUCAUCGACUAAUUGUCCAUUAUUACAUCGAUAUUGUUCACCACAACAUUUUGCAUCGUCUCAACAUCAAUUCGGUACAUUUGGUCAAUCGACUUCCGUGUUGAAUUUACCACAACAAUCAACUAUUCCACUACAAAAAACAAUUUAUCAUUCGCAAAAUUCAUCAAAAUGUGUAUCACCAAUACAUUGUCCUCAACAACAUCAACAAAAGGUACAAGGCGCAGUUGAAUCUACGACAAUGGCAACAGCAAAACGUUCAUCUACCCCAAUUGCACAUAAUCCACCAUUUGAAUGUGUAUGGAAUUGGAUAUUAUUUUCACCAACGCACUAUCCUGAAUAUUAUAGUCCACAACAAUGCAAAAUUAAUGAUUCUUCUUCUACAAUAUAUUCAAAUACAGAAGAAAAUGACUUGAUAUCAUGGUUAUUAGAUAGUGAUGAAGAUCUGUCAUCUUCUACUGAUACUACCGAUGCGGCGUCCGAUGAUGAAUCAUCAACGAUAGAUUCGGUUGUUCGUCAGCGAUGCGCAUCGCCAACAAGAUCCGAUUCAGAUGAUGGUUAUAUAUCGUCAUCUGAUCAAGGAUCAAAUUCAUUAAUUUAUUCGUCUUGUGAAUUAAUAAAAGAUGAAGAAAUACUCGUUGAAAAAUUACCGAAAAUUAAUCCGAGUAGUAGUAGCAGUAUUCAAGACACAUCAUUGCAUGCACCUCUUAAAAAAGCGCCUUUGUCAUAUGCGGCAACCGUUAGUUCAUCCAAACCAAAUACGAUUUUGAGUAAAAUUCCUACAUCACCUAUUAAACCACCAAUGGCAACAAUAAACGAUAGUCCGAUACUGCGUUCACCGACAUCAACAACAUCGUUACAAAAACCAAAAUUAUUCUUUGUUGCACCUCGUUUUGAACGUUUAUAUCAACAAAAAGAACGGACAAAUAAUACGUCAUCGUCUUCAACGAAUAAUAAAAUUCGUACGCUUAAUCAACAACCAACAACAUUAACAACGACUUUACGUUCAAGCCGUCCACUAACAACAACCACAAUAACAACAAAACGUCGUUCAUAA
Messenger RNA from Didymodactylos carnosus, 1080 nucleotides. The record is from the annotation of a GenBank genome assembly. NCBI's taxonomy places the organism in Eukaryota, Metazoa, Rotifera, Eurotatoria, Philodinida, Philodinidae.